UUAUAUUGGUCUAUUUCCACUGUCAAGGUGGCAAAACAUGUUCACCAGCGACUGUUGAACCCUUCCAUUGACAUUUGUUUUUGCAAAAAUAAUUCCAGUCAUGCUGCAUUUGCAUAUCUGAAAAUAGCUUCUUGUUACAAACUAGCACAUAUUUUGAUUGGACGCUUGACCAUUGAUGUCAACAAGAAAUAGCAAGUGUUUCUUCUUUCUUAUAAAAGUUCAUAAACCUAUUUAUUUGCCAUCCUAUGCCUGAUUAAAUGGUUUGUAGCAUUUUAAUAUUUGCGUUUAUUAUUUGCAGGCUUGUCAGAAUGGACAAAUCUGGGACAUUUUUGAAUGACUGCUUUGGCCUUAAAGAGUUAGUAUCAAUAUCUCUUUGUACUUUUUAUGUUAAACUGGUUUUUGGAUAGUAGAGAGAGCGAUGAGAUUAAGUAUCAAAUGAAAAUUGGAAAAAAAAAUUCAAAUCGGCUAAUGCCUGUAUACAUUUUUUUUAAGGUUCAUGUUUCAAUAUAUUUAAAAGGCCUCUUUCACACAAAGAGCUCAUGGGGCAUCCAAAUAAAAAUGCUCUGGAUCAUGUUGUGUUAAACAGAAUUUCGUUUUAUUUGGACUUUAAACAGUAUGAAGUGUUUCAAACCGCUCUGUAGUAAUAAAAGGUAGAGUCAAAAGUACAGUGGAGAUCAAAAUUAGAGAACAAUCUAUAAAUACUUGAUAAAUAUUGUUAAUCUUCAUCACACAAAAUUUAAAUGGAAUAUUAGCUGUAUAUACUGCUUUUCUACUAACAUGUUUGACAAAAUAUACAAGGCAUUUCAACAAGAACUUUAUUUUGUGGAAAGCACAGUAGGUUUCUUAGCCAUAACUUUGUCGCCGAAUAAAAUGUUUCCCAUCAGACUCAAAUUAAACUUGCUCUCAUCACUAAAGUGAACUUUGGAAUAGUUCUCCUCUCUCCACACAACAUGCUUCUUGGCAAAGGUGAGCUUAGCCUUUUGAUUCUUUCUGCUGAUGAGUGGCUUGGUCACUGUAAAGUUCGAUUUCACUCCGACUUCAGGCCGAGACAGAUCCUUACCCUGCUCAGCGCUGAACUGGCAAGCAAUUCCAGCUGCAGUGCUGAACCGAUUCCCCAUUGAGAGUCUCCACAUUAUCCUGUCCACUCAUGCAUUCGUCUUACUUGGAUGACCAGCCUUUUUGGGGGUCUUGAAUGAAUUGGAGUCAUUGUAAACCUGCAAUAUUCAAGAAAUCAGAAAUUUGGAACGACCAGCUUCUCUUGCAAUGGCUGAAAGGGUCAUCCCUUUAGCUUUCAUCAGUCACCUUAGAGUGAUCUCACAAUCUCACAAUCUCAGAGUGAGUGUGAUCAGUGAGAAUAACUGAAAGCCUAAAGGAGUUUUGUGAUAGAAUGACGUUUGAAAGAAUGUGAAAGGACAUUUACUCACAGACACAUCCUGACUCGCUCUCCAAUCCCUCCCUUCCUAAUUUCCUCUUUCACGUUCCUACACACACUGUCUCCCCGGCUGACUCAUUUGCUUGCAAGGGAUUAAGCAGGAUAGAGAGGGAUUACGCUUCUUUUUUCCAAGAGGACUUUUCCGUGCUCUGCUAUGGAAUACCAUUCACGUUAUUCCUCUGUUUAUACCAUCAUAUCUGAGUGAGUUAAAACUGACCGUCAUCAUGCAAACCCUCUUUAGAAGCUCUUCAGUGUGUUAAAUUCUAAGCUGGGAUCUAAACGGAGUGGACAAUCUGAACGUGAGGGAAGAGGGAGCUGUAUAUGAGGAGGGUCAGUGCAUUAUAUUUUCAUUCCCUGAACCCCAAAACACUCCAGGAUUGACAAUGAGACCAGACGUGGAGACUGAUCCUGGGUCAGCUCCACUGGAGAUGGGAGACAAAGACCUGACACAGAUCUUGGCUCAUGUGAUAGCUGAAGUGAGGGGCUCUGUCAAUAAAGAUAUAAAUGGAGCUGAACUGUUGUAUAGUCUCCUCAACGCCCCCUGGUUGCACUCCCUACUAAAGGUGUAUGAAUGUCUACAGAGGCACCUAAAGGGUCCAGCUAGGCCAUAUCUUUCCUAUUCGUCUGGACUCUCUCUACAGAUUCUGUCUGAUUUGCUAGCAGUCCAAAACCCCUCAAAUGAAGCUCGAGAACUAUAUGCCCUCCUCAGUCAUCCCCACCUACAGGCUCUUCUCUCGGCUCAUGACACAGUAAGUUUGAGGGACUAUGAGCCAGAUCUGCCACCGCUGCCUAAAGACCUGCCUGAAGACGAGGAAGCCAUGAGGAUUGUUUGCUUGGUUAAAAACAAUCAAACUCUGGGAGCAACAAUCAGGAGAGAUGAUGUGACAGGGGAGAUAUACAUUGCUCGAGUUAUACAUGGAGGACUGGCUGACCGCAGUGGUCUCUUGCAUGCUGGAGACAGGCUGGUGGAGGUAAACGGUCAUCCCGUGUUUGGACUGGAACCAGAACAGAUUAUACAAAUUCUGGCCCGCUCCCAUGGAACCAUAAUGUUCAAGGUGGUUCCUAUCACUGACAGGCCAGUCAACAACCAGACCAUGCUGUAUGUGCGUGCCAUGGUGGACUACAAUCCCCACGUGGACCCUUCUAUUCCCUGCGCAGAUGCCGGCAUGGCGUUCAGGAAGGGAGAUAUCCUGGAAAUUGUGGAUCAAUCAGACACUCUCUGGUGGCAGGCUGUAAAACUACCCAGUAUCUCUGCCUGCGCUGGCCUCAUUCCGUCCACCAGCUUGCUGAAUAGGAAGCAAAAAGAGUUAUGGUGGGCCCAGCCUUAUCAUCCUCACACUUGUGUCAAAACCUUGAGCACAGUGGAUGAAGAGGAUGACAUGAUUGCCAUAGAUGAAAAAUGUGUAGAAGCAGAUGAGGAGGCGUUUGAAUCUGAAGAGCUAAAGGAUGAGGAGAGUGAAUUCAGCACCAAUGUUGAAGGGAUUUACCUGACUGGUUUUCGACGAAGUCUGCGUCUCUGUCGCCGAUGGAGAGGUCAGGCAUUUGGAACGUCCCAGUUCUGCACCCUACGCUGUCCCACGAGCUGUUACAGUUCACUGGCCAACCCGUAUGAGGAGGUGGUGCGCUACCAGCACCAUCCAGAGCACCCACACCGCCUCAUAGCUCUGCUGGGUCCGUCUGGGGUCGGGGUAAAUGAGUUACGCAGAAGGCUAAUUGAGAUCAAUCCCAAGGUCUACCAAGGAGCUGUUCCCUAUACCACAAGGCCACCUAAAUGCCAUGAGGAAUCUGGCAGAGAAUAUCACUUUAUCAGCCGAGAGCAGUUUGACACCAUGGUCUGCAAUCACAGGUUUAUUGAGUUUGGGGAGUUGAGAGGUCAUCUCUAUGGCACUAGCGUGGAUGCAGUUAAAGAUGUUUUGGCGAGUGGGAAGAUCUGUGUGAUUGACAUUGAGCCAUAUGCAUUAGAGUCAGUGAGGACUGCGGAGCUGAGGGCGUAUGUUAUCUUUAUAAAGCCUCCUACUGUUGAGCAGAUGAAACGCACACGAAUGAAUUCGCAUAUCAUCACAAAUUACUACUCCAGCCGACCUUUUAAGGAUGAAGAUUUUCAGGAGAUAGAAGAUGCAGGACGCAAUAUGGAGCAGCAUUACUGUCAGUUCUUUGAUCAUGUGAUAGUAAACGACGGCCUGCAGUCUGCAUGUGUGCAGCUGCUGACCGCAGUGAGGAGAGCUCAGGAUGAACCGCAGUGGGUACCGGCUGCAUGGAUCAGACCAGCUGACCAGUCUUAAUAUGAAGAGCUCAGGGAUACUACAGGAGAGCGGAUGGGCAUGAAUAUGCAAAUAAACUUUCUUUUCACCUUUUGGUGAGAAUAAUGUGUGUUUUGUCUGUAAAAUGUUAGUCUGAAUGCAAAAUAUGUUUACAUUUUUUUCAGAUGUCAAUCUUUUGUUCGCCCUUGUGAAAAAAAAUAAAUAAAACCUAAACA
Messenger RNA from Onychostoma macrolepis, 3908 nucleotides. It is a transcript of the gene mpp4b, whose product is annotated as MAGUK p55 scaffold protein 4b. Bases 1816 to 3714 code for a protein of 632 amino acids. Gene Ontology annotation, cellular component: plasma membrane; adherens junction. Gene Ontology annotation, molecular function: protein binding. Lineage: Eukaryota; Metazoa; Chordata; Actinopteri; Cypriniformes; Cyprinidae. The record is from RefSeq and is a predicted model, not a curated record. The transcript has 22 exons.